AUAGUAUUUCCAGUAGUGAUUAAGCAUAAUUUAGAAAGAAACUAGCAGGUAUAAUAACAGGAGGACAAUUGACAUAAAGUGUACUUGCGUAACCAUUGAUGGAGCCUGGGAAUUCCAUGAGGCAUGACUACUCAUGGGAGCUUCUCUCCCAUAGGCAGAAAUUCCUUGAUGAGGCUGUUUCUCCAUUGGCGCUGGCACGUCUGCUGGUGGAUAGUAAUGGUCAACUUGAAGUGGAAGCAACAAAUACUGAGGAUGAUUAUGUCCAUAAAGAGGACCCCUGCCAGCAGCCGGUGGUGGCAAACCCUGUGGAGGUCCCCAUGAUUGAUGAGGUGGUGGCAUAUGAUCUAUUUGAUGAUGAUUAGACAUUUGCAUCUUUAGUGAAAAGAAAAACAUAAAACGGUGAGUCUCUAUCACAACAAAAAGACUUGAUCAAGCAAACAACAUGAAACGGGGGACAAAAACUUACAGAAUUUUCAAAGAUAGGAAUUAUACUACAGUCAACCAGAAACUUUCUGAGAUGAGAUGCAAUCAACUCUAGAGCCUUGUGCACACAAAAUGCAUCUCCCAGGAUUUCAACAACCCUAUCAUCUUGACGUGAAAAAACUGGUAGAUGUUAUGUGUUGCUUACACAAAAACUAAAAGAUUAAAAGGAAAUACUACUUCUUGUAACAAAUCACGACAUUAUUAUGUACUCGAGAUAACAACAUCUAAAUAUCUUCUGGUAAAUGAAGCUUUCAAACCACCUGACCAACAAUUUUCAGAAGAAAACAAAUGUCAGGGAUACUAUGAACGCCCAUCCAUAAAUAAACUUUGGACACCAAAAGAAAUGCUCCUGGUCCCAAAAAGAGAAAUGAACUAGAACCACAUUACACAAUUUUAGUGCAUAUCUUGAGAAGUUAAUUUUCCAUUGUAACAGGCAAAGAUAUGUUAAUGUAAUGGGUCCAUGGAAAGGAAAUAGAAGUAGAUGCCGAAAAGGAAGCCAACGGACUAAUUACUGACAAGACUCUACCACUGAUAAACUAAAACAUCACCAACCAAAACCAAAAACACUUGCAAUUAAUGCAACUGUGACCAAAAGGAGCAAAGUAUAGUUAAAUGCAAACAUAAGCAUGUAGAGAUACCUGAUCCAAGAACUCGAACAAUAGCCUCGAAUGUCUCUUGUAUGGAUUUGACAAUCGCUCCUUGCUUUCCAAUCAAACAUCCUACUUGCGAAGCUGAUACUAGGAGCCUUGUUGAUACUCUGGGAGGCAUGCCAGAUUGAGUAUUAGAAGCAUCACCCUCUAAACCAUCAUUAAUAUGUCUUUGAACACGUAAGAGGCCAUCCAUAGCAGGAGGAAGUGGAGAAUCUGGUUCCUCCCUGCCAGAUGCUAUUACCUGAUGUGCAAAGAACAUCAACAUACAAGUAAAUCAAAGUGACAAUGACAAUCAGACUAACUUGCUCAUAAGAACGUGUUUAAGUAUGUAUAACAUAAUAGGAUGAGAAACUUUACUAUUUACACCAACAUUUGCCAGUUCUUAAGUAAUUAAGCAUUUUUCAGCAUAAUGUACUCAUUGGUAUUUUUCCAUUAUCUGGAUGACCUAUUAAGAUUAAGUGGCACAAAAUUGCAUGAAGAUUAACAAGCUUCAAUAUUUAUUUAAUAUGUUAACCUGAUUACUUAGCUGAUUACCAAUCUUGCAAGUUCCAAUAAUUUUCCAUAGCAGUUAAAAGUUCAUAUUAUCUUCAGCUUGCCUUCAUCGCCAAUUUUAACAAGUUCCUUAUGAUCUUUACAAUCUGCCAUAAGAAAUCAGUCAUCCAAGUUCUCAAGUUACAAGGGAGAUGCAAAACUUCUUCAAACAGUUGUUUGACUGUUUACUCAAAUCAACUUUUCAGCACUUUGUAAGCCUCGAUGGCGAUCCCUGCCAUUUGGAUCUUUGCUUCUUCAAAAUUGGUGUCCAAAUGAUGAGUGAUCCGUACCCUACAAAUUUGCAAAGUAACCUCCACACAUCCAUUGUCGUUAUUGCACUAAAAGGAAUCAUGUCGUGGAACAGUUUUUAGUUCCUUUUCUAUCUCUCAUCUGGAUUACUGAUCCUCCAUAAUACGACUCUAUUAUUGGACGGUGAUUUCCAACUUAGAUUAAACUAUUAAACCUCCA
This is a messenger RNA of Linum trigynum, 2132 nucleotides long. The record is from the annotation of a GenBank genome assembly. NCBI's taxonomy places the organism in Eukaryota, Viridiplantae, Streptophyta, Magnoliopsida, Malpighiales, Linaceae.